Fulmarus glacialis (Northern fulmar) is the source of this 4276-nucleotide messenger RNA. It is a transcript of the gene MCM3AP, whose product is annotated as minichromosome maintenance complex component 3 associated protein. NCBI's taxonomy places the organism in Eukaryota, Metazoa, Chordata, Aves, Procellariiformes, Procellariidae. The record is from RefSeq and is a predicted model, not a curated record. Gene Ontology annotation, biological process: mRNA export from nucleus. The transcript has 24 exons. The annotation marks the transcript as partial. Gene Ontology annotation, cellular component: transcription export complex 2; cytoplasm; nucleus.
UUCUCCGGCAAAGAAGCCUGGUCUUCGAAAGGCGCUGCAGUUUGUAGCAGAUCUGUUUGAUGCUAGUUCUGAAGGGCAGAGCUCAGAGGCCUUGGGAGCUUCAUUGUCAUCUCUUGGUAACCUGGUAGGAUUAGUGGCCGAGACAUCUGAAGAAAGAUACCGUCUUUUGGACCAAAGGGACAAAAUCAUGCGACAAGCUCGAAUAAAAAGGACCGAUCUUGGCAAAGCAAAAACUGUUGUUGGCACUUGCCCAGACAUGUGUCCUGAAAAGGAGCGCUACAUGAGGGAGACGAGAAACCAGCUCAGUAUCUUUGAAUUGUUUCUAGGAUCUGACAAGGUAGAUCAUGCGGCAGCAAUCAAGGAAUAUAGCAGGUCUUCAGCAGAUCAGGAGGAACCUUUGCCCCAUGAAUUGAGACCCUCUGAGGUGUUGAGCAUGACCAUGGACUAUUUAGUGACAAACAUUAUGGAUCAAGGAGAAGGAAACUACCGAGAAUGGUAUGACUUUGUCUGGAACAGAACUCGUGGAAUAAGAAAGGAUAUAACCCAGCAACAUCUCUGCAACCCACUGAUGGUGUCUCUGAUUGAGAAGUGCACUCGCUUUCACAUCCAUUGUGCUCACCACUUGUGUGAAGAGCCCAUGUCCGCCUUUGAUGCCAAAAUCAACAAUGAGAACAUGACUAAAUGCCUGCAGAGCUUGAAAGAGAUGUAUCAGGACCUGGCUAACAAGGGGAUUUACUGCAAGAGUGAAGCAGAGUUCAGAGGUUAUAAUGUCUUGCUGAAUCUCAACAAGGGUGAUAUUCUCAGAGAAGUACAGCAGUUCCAUCCAGAGGUUAGAAACUCUCCUGAAGUUAGAUUUGCAGUUCAAGCUUUUGCUGCAUUAAACAGCAACAACUUUGUGAGGUUUUUCAAGUUAGUGCAAGCAGCUUCCUAUCUGAAUGCCUGUCUCUUACAUUAUUAUUUCAACCAGAUUCGUAAAGAUGCUCUCAAAUCUCUCAAUAUUGCCUAUACUGUGAGCACCCAAAGAUGUACAGUGUUUCCCUUGGAUCUCCUGGUCCGCAUGCUACUGUUCAAAGAUUGUGAGGAAGCAACCGAUUUUAUAAGUUAUUAUGGCCUGAGUGUAUCUGAUGGUGCUUAUGUAGAGCUGAAUCGCUCAGCUUUCUUGGAGCCAGACGGAUUACCCAAACCACGUAAAUCGAUGUUUGUCAGCCAGAAGCUAACUGUCUCGGUUGGGGAAAUUGUAAAUGGUGGGCUGUUGCCCUCAGUGCCUCACCACGUGCCUGUGUCCAGCUUCGAUGGACAGAACAAGUAUACUGGCGGAAGCACCUCUGUGGAUCAAGCUAGCAGUAGCCAAAAAUCCAGCGUGGAAGCAACAGAAGGAAGAGUGGAAAGCAAAGGUGUGGAUUUAGAUGCCACAGCAGUAAGAGUCCAGCCCCCAGCUCAUCUUCUGCCCUCACUGUUACCUCGUCAGCUUGUGCCAGUGCUGACUCCUGCGCAGGCGAUCUCCCAACCUGCUGGACAACCUGAGCCUCUCUCUUCAAAGCCUCAGCCUGUCUACACAGACACAGACAUUGCCGAAGUGGCGGAUGGUCUUGUGCACGAAGUCAUCAAAGGGGAGUGCAGAGAAGUCGGCAGAGCAGCAGUGGCUUACGUGACUGCUGCCAUCUGCACCUCGGAGGCCACCGUGGAGGAACUCGUGACUGAAGUGAUGGGGGAGAUCCUCAGACAAGUGGCUGGAAGUGUGCUGAGCGCAGAAAGGGAGCGUGUCAAAGAGGAAAGGCGCAGAGUGGAGGAAGAGAGACAAAAGCAGGAAAGAGAACAGUUGAUAAAGCAGUUGAGCCAGUUGGUGGGUAUGGAGUUAAUGGAAGAAGUAAUAAAGGAGAGCGUUCAAGAAGCUUCAGCCAAUGAGUUAAAAUGUGCCUUAGAAAGAGACCGGGAAGCCCGUAUUGCCCGCUGUUCAGAAGAAGUCUGUGGUCACAUCAUGGACCUCUUUCUGGAGGAUGAGAUUUUCCAGAUUGCUAAGGAAACACUUCAGGAGCUCCAGUGUUUCUGCAAGUACUUGCAACGGUGGAGGGAGGCAGUGGCAGCUCGAACAAAGUUGAAACGUCAAAUGAGGGCGUUUCCAGCUGCUCCCUCUUGUGCAGAUCCAAAAAAUAAACUGAAAGCACUGUCCCCCAGUGCUGAGUGGCCUAUAACCAUGGAGAACUUGUGCAAGAGAAUUGUAAACCUGGGGAACGGAGGAAAGCUGGGGGUCUCUUGCACGAGAUUGAAUUGGCUGAGAAACAAGACAGUGCAUGAAAUUAAAGUUCAGCACUUCUACCAGCAAUUGUUAAGUGAUUUAGCUUGGACUCCCCUGGAUCUUGUCUCAUUAAUCACUGAACAUAUUCCAGUUCAACAAGAACAGGUUUUUUGGAAGGUGCUGUUGGUUUUGCCAAAUGAUGAUGAAUAUGCGGAGGAUGAUCCCAACAGGGUACUGGUGGAUUGGUUGAAAGCCAAAUUUAUGGGAGACAAAAGCUGGAAGAAAAAUGCUUCACACACUACAGAAGGCAGAAUUCAAACACUGACGUUAUUUAAUUCUCCUGGCUUGCAAGGGAGCAGAAGCAUUAAAGUCAGUGUGUGUGUAAAGGUGGCACAUGGUGCGCUGUCCAACUCUGAGCUUGAUACAGCUGAGAUGCAAAAAGACUUGCUUGGAACCAGUGGUCUCAUUCUUCUCCUGCCCCCUCGAGUUAGGAGUGAAGAUGUUGCAGAAGAUGAUGUUUAUUGGCUUUCAGCUUUGCUGCAGUUGAAACAGUUGCUUCAGGCCAAACCUUUCCACCCGAUAGUUCCCCUGGUGGUUCUAGUCCCCCGUCAGGAAGAGGAGGCCACAGAGAAAGAAGUAGAAGAAGGUUUGAUGCUGCAGGACUUGAUUUCAGCCCAGCUUAUUUCAGACUACACCAUUGUUGAGCUCCCAGGUUCUAUCAAUGACGUACAAGGCACCAGAAGGAUCUGUGCGGCUGUGGGCUGGCUGGUUUCCCAAUGCCCUGACUCCCUUGAGCUCUGCAGUCAGACCCUUCGGGAGUAUGUUGAGGAUGGGAUUGAUGGAGAAUUUGGCAAGCGCUUCUACCAUGACUGGAAGGAGAGGCGUUUAGCUGGCCUGCCAUCUCAGGAGCCUGGGCUCAUCAUAGAGCUGUACAACAGCGUGCUGCAGUUUCUUUCGGAUGUGGCAUCCUCAGAGCACCUUUGUGACUUGUCAUGGCCUGUUACUGAGUUUUCAGAGCCUGGGGGUAACAAGCUGUUGCCCCACCUGCAGUGGAACAUGCCUGAUCACCUGGCCUGGCUGAAGAAGGCUGUGCUGUCCUUCCAGAUCCCAUACCUAGAUCUGCCUCCAUUAGGUGCUCCUUGGCAUCCUGUUUGCUGCAUGAUUUUUCAGUAUGUGUCUCAGAUUGCUAGUUCUUCCCAUACUCAACCACUGAUCCAAUCUCAAGUGGAGAAUCUGCUGAGCAAAACUUACGAGAAGUGGAAAAACAGAACAUCUGGGAACUCUGAGGAAGAUGGACCUUCUGUUGAUGAGAUCCCUUGGGAUGAUAUCUUGGCAGUCUGCAUUGAUCAUAAACUGAGAGACUGGAAACCACCCAAACUGCCUAUUGCUCCAGAAGCAGUAAGUGAAGAUGGUCAGAUUCGUGUGUACUUCUUCAAGGAUCAUUUAAAGAACUUCACUCUCCCUUUUUCGUGGGAACAAGCCAGACUGCGCACGCAGGAGGAGAUCCGGCAAAGCCACGAGAGGUCAAGGAUAAAAUCUCCCAACUCUUUUAAGAAACCCUAUAGCAUUUCCAUGAUGCCAGGUCAAUAUGGUUCUGGCAUGAGCAUACUGUCAGGUCAAGAAAAGAGCAUUCCCAGUGCAGAUGAAUUCACAGACACAGCCUCGGGCCUGGAGCUUCUCCCAGAGCGUUUGUUGGCACAGUUGCAACUGGAGAAAAUAGAAAGCAGGAGGUUUGAAGAACAGUUGCACCAAUGUCUAGUUGAGGACAUUGAGCCCCUUGGUGAUUUCGUAGGUCUUCCUCUCUACCUCCCCCAGUCUCUGGUCUCCACCCCAACUGUCACCUGUCCAUUGAUAAAGAGUCCUGCAUCAUCUGCUCAAGAGGCUGGGAGUCAAGAGAGAUGCAAGCUUUUGGUGGAGGAGCUAAGCCCCACGCUGUCAGACAGACUGAAACACUUGCAACGGCUUCUCAGAGCAAACAAGGAGGGUGAAGUUGCCUCCGAGCUCCACCUAUCUGCUCUGGUGGACAUGGUGGAUAUUUGA